UGUUCAAUCGAUAUGGGGCCGUAGCAUCGCAGAUCAGAGACCUAUACGGUCUGCGCUUGCCUUGGGUGUGAACAAGAUCGAUGCUGACCGCACUGAUGCUCACUUGCUUGCACUUGACUCCACUCCACUCGAGGGAAAAGUGGCAAAGAGCCACUGGGCUGCUACGCACGGAAUUGUCGGAUCAGCCCGGGAAGCCUCUUAGGCAGUGUCGCGGACGGGCGGGCGGGCGGAACGGCGCAGAAGCCAAGGAAGGAGAAGGAGUGGUGUGGAGGCGCAACAGCACGCACGCAGGCAGGCGCACUGGGCGCAUCGUCACGAGGCAGGGAACAUGAAAGAGAUUGCACAUCAACCCCGAGUUAUCGAUCUUCUGUUUCUAACCAACACUACGAACAUCACCUCAUACAUACAUACCACUUGAUCACUCUUUCAUCUCAUCAUGGGUCUCACUGAAAUCGCACCAGCUGGCGUUGUUGCCGGAAAGGACGUCUACAAGGUCUUCGACUACGCCAGGAAGCACGGCUUUGCCAUCCCCGCUUUCAACGUGACCUCGUCCUCUACUGCUAACGCUGCUCUCGAGGCCGCAAGGGACGCCAAGGCCCCUGUCAUCAUCCAGGUCAGCCAGGGUGGUGCCGCUUACUUCGCCGGUAAGGGUCUGCCCAACGACAAGCAGCAAGCCUCUAUCAAGGGAGCCGUUGCCGCCGCCUACCACGUCCGAACCGUCGCCAAGGACUACGGCAUCCCCGUCAUUCUCCACUCUGACCACUGCGCUAAGAAGCUCCUCCCUUGGUUCGAUGGUAUGCUCGAGGCUGACGAGGAGCACUACAAGCAGUUCGGUGAGCCCCUCUUCUCUUCGCACAUGCUCGACUUGUCCGAGGAGCCCAAGGAGGAGAACAUCGAGAUCUGCCUCAAGUACCUCGAGCGAAUGGCCAAGAUUGGCAUCUGGCUCGAGAUGGAGAUUGGUAUCACCGGUGGUGAGGAGGACGGUGUGAACAACGAGGACGUGGACAACAACUCGCUCUACACUCAGCCCGAGGACAUCUGGGACAUCUACAGCCAAUUCUCCAAGAUCACCCCCAACUUCUCCAUUGCGGCUGCCUUUGGUAACGUGCACGGUGUAUACAAGCCUGGAAACGUCAAGCUGCACCCUGAGCUGCUGCAGAAGCACCAGAACUAUGUCAAGGAGCAGCUGAAGACCUCCGACGACAAGCCCGUCUUCUUUGUCUUCCACGGAGGCAGUGGAUCCGAGAAGAAGGACAUCACCGACGCCGUCUCGUACGGUGUGGUGAAGAUGAACGUGGACACCGACACUCAGUUUGCCUACCUUGAGGGUAUCCGUGACUACGUGCUCAAGAAGAAGGACUACCUCAUGUCGACUGUAGGUAACCCCGAGGGCGCUGACAAGCCCAACAAGAAGCAGUUUGACCCCCGAGUGUGGGUCAGGGAGGGUGAGAAGACGAUGAGCAAGAGGGUGACGAUUGCCUUUGAGGACCUGGGAAGCAAGGGUCAGUUGUAAAGCGCUGUGCCUUGU
Microstroma glucosiphilum is the source of this 1528-nucleotide messenger RNA. RefSeq lists its product as hypothetical. Gene Ontology annotation, molecular function: zinc ion binding; fructose-bisphosphate aldolase activity. Gene Ontology annotation, biological process: glycolytic process; gluconeogenesis. The coding region runs from base 437 to 1513 and encodes 358 amino acids. Gene Ontology annotation, cellular component: cytosol. NCBI's taxonomy places the organism in Eukaryota, Fungi, Basidiomycota, Exobasidiomycetes, Microstromatales, Microstromataceae. The transcript has 5 exons. The record is from RefSeq and is a predicted model, not a curated record.